ACUAAAUCACUAAAGACUACUGCGUACCCCCACCUAUGUAGGUUAUUCUCAAAGCCGCUCUGGUGUCGGUGGCUAGGGCUCAUUAGAUUCCACAGCCGACUCCAGUCUCCAAAUGCAGCCUGGUAGGUGCAGGUACGAAGUCACAGUGCAUUGACCUAGACCCUCAAAUAUACCUUGAUAUGCACUUUUGUCAUUUCAAAAAGAAAGAUACUUGUCAAUUCCACUACCGCGUACUACUCGUCAUCAAGUCAAUUUACAGUACUUUAGUCCUAUAGCCUACUAUAGCUUCUUAGCACCUAGGAACUACUUGCUGCCUACUCACCCAGGUACCUACCUUACCCAUAGGCACCGCCGGGCCCUUUCUUUGUCCCGUAUGCCCUAGGCGCCACUCCGAAAUCGGCUGUAGCUGCUCGGCCGGCGCGGUCUCGGGUCGCGUCACGUCAGUAGCAGUGAACCUCCGAAAGCGCGGCGGAGAUCCCUUGGUACUCAUCCGUUGCAGUCAGUUGAAUAUCAUUUCGAUAAAAGCUCCAUGCCAGUAAACCGCCGCAGUGAAUCGUCACGUCACCAUGCCCACCCCCAUUUCUGACAUCCGACAAACAAUCAUUUACUGUGCCGCAAGUAGCGACCACGAUAGCGACCAAAACGCAACAAGACGAGUCUCUUCGACAGACACAGGCUAAGGGAAGAUCCCUCUGGCUGGUAGAACCAUAAUUCAAGCCCAAAUGAAUUACUAUUAACUAAACAAGCUAUCGGACAACGUCAUCGUCUGACCCUGAUAAGCCAAGGCACCCCGGCCGAUUUGGCGUACGAUCAAGGCGGGAGGACGAGCAAGUGCCAUGGCGGACCAGAUAUCAUCGCCUACAAAGGCCGCACCAUCCGCGACAGCUCCUCCGCCCAAGGCGACUGCUGCGAUACCUGUCGGACUGAAUGAAGCCGCCCUCGACUCGCCCUCCUUCCGCGCCGCCGCCAUCCACUUUGGCGACCAGGUCGAUGCGAUCAAACGAUGGCUCGAGAGUUACUCAAGGGCUGCCUCGAGGCUCGCCCAGGAUGUUGCAAGCCUAGAGGAGUCCAUCAACAGCUACCUAGCAAACGCAUCGCCCGCUCCCGGUACCGCCGAUGGUGUCAUCGACACUGACUUUACUCUCCUGGCCCUCAAGAGGGUCGGUGAGCUGUCCCGAGAGCGAUGGACUAAAAUUCUCAGCUCCGCUCGCAACAUCGAUGCAAUGUCCACCGACCCGAUACGGAGCUUUUUGAACUCGGAGCUCAACGCGUUCAACAAGGCAAAACGGGAGUUGGAAUCAUCGCAGCGAAGCUUUGACGCCGUGCUGGCCCGUCACGUUGCCCAAUCAAAGACCAAAGAGCCCUCAGCGCUACGCGAGGACGCAUUUGCACUAUACGAGACGCGCAAGACAUAUCUGAAGGCGUCGAUGGACUUUUGCCAGCUCGCGCCCCAGCUGAGGUACACGCUGGACAAGCUGCUCGUCAAGAUCAGCGCGGACAUGUGGAAGGAAAUGAAGAAGUCUGACCCGGCGUCGGUUAUCGCGGGCAAGUACUCGGAAGAAAUGGAUCGCCUGCGCGGGUGGUCCAGGGAUCUGGAGGACUCGGAGGCCGCACUCAAGAGAGAAUUGCAGGCCGCCAGGCGCGAGGUCUCGGAGCCUACGCUCGCGGGGUUUAAGCCAUCCCGUGAGCUGGAGGACUACAGCGUUUCGACGGUGCCAUACAUUGGAUCGAGGGGUCCGGUGAACCUCCGCAGCGGCGACAAUGCCUCGUUCGUCUCGGAGAAGCAGGGUUGGCUGUUCACAAGAAGCGUACCUGGGAAACAGAACCCCAAGGUCAUGUGGUUCCGUCGAUGGUACUACUGCCGUGAGGGUAUAUUUGGGUGGCUUGUGCCGUCGCCUCAGGGUGUUUUGCAGGGCGAGGAGAUUGGCUUGCUUCUCUGUAGUGCCAAGCCCGCCGUUCAAGAAGAGCGUCGCUUCUGUUUUGAGGUCAAGACCAAGACCCAGAAUCUGAUGUUGCAAGCCGAAACACAAGCCGACCUCAUUGAGUGGCUAGAGGUGUUUGAAGUUGCCAAGAAACAAGCCUUUGAAGCAACUCUAGGUCGUGAUAACAGCUCCCUUCCGGGCGGUGUCGAUCCCGCAUUUUCCAUCACUCAGCCAGUAGCCCCUGAGUUUGCUGCAAAGUCUAUUGAUGCUAUGGCUUUGGAUGACAACGCAGGCAACCCAGAGCGUUCUUCAACUAUGACUGUCCCCCCAAAUCCGGAAGUCGGAGUGGCACCUCGGCCGAGCGUCGAUGUGUCCACUAUGACUGCACCACGCCGCGCAAUCACGUCCCUUGCGCGGGAAGAAGGAGAGAGUAAUCGUGAGCAUGCGUCUCGUCUUAUGCAGCGGCUCGACCUUCACCGGAAGGCCCUUACAUCUGGCACGGAUCAGGGAGGACCACAGCCGUCUGGUGGCAUCGCGGGCUUGAUAUCGGCCAGCCACAACUUGCUGCCGGCCAACUAUGCUGUGGUGACCCCCCAUCUGGUUUCUUCACGACCCCAGACCGCGAUGGUUCCAACGACUCCUUCGCGCCCGAAAGCACUAGCGCCGGCGACUUUGGCCAGGCCCCCUACAGCGACCGGCCUCAGCAAGCAUGCAGUGGUUGCCUUUAGUGAGAUCGGGGUUGGCCAAGGUGCAGGACAGAUUAUGCCCACCGCGCUGAGAGCGAAUUAUUGGGGUAGCAGUUUCUGGGGCGCAAUGUACUGCACUGGAGGCGACGUCCCGGUACCCAGCACCCCAAGUAUUUUUGAAGACGAUCCCUUUGGGCCUCCUAUUAAGGUGCAGUCGCCGACGGGUACUGUUCAGCAGCUCAGGACUCCCAGUAGCCUGCAUCGGAAAACCCUUAGCGAUUCGGUUGGCGGCGACAGAGCAGUCGUUAUCGAUCCUUCAAAAGGCGACACGGGCGAGACCUUUCCUCCAAAAUAUCCCAGCGAGCUGAAGCCUCACCAUGCGCAAUUCAGAAUGUUGUUCCCUAGUGUUCCUAUUGCGGAAAAGCUAGCACUGGUAUUCAACGCAACAUGGUCUAGCUCCUCUGAGGAUGGCUCACGCAACCAGACACUGAUAGGUGGAGGCCGAGUUUAUGUCACCCCUGACAACAUGUACUUUUACGGUCACCAUAUGGGGCUCGUGACGGCAUACAAGGUCAGACUCGAUGCCAUCACUGAGGUUACAGCCGCGCCUGGGAAGGAGAACGACUUCAUUUUCUUGCACCUCGGACAAGACAUGAACGCUAAGGGCUUCACAAGAAUCACGAUCAAGAUCUUCCUCGAAGACUUGGCAUUGUUGCAGACCCGGUUGAACCUUCUUAUUGAUGAUCUUCAGGCGGAGGAACCAAUGGAUCUCUCAAGCCUCGUUCAAACCCUCGUCGACCUCGAAAAAGAAGACCUCGGCAGAAAGAGCCUAAGCAUGGAGAGCUGGGAGGAGAUACCGUCUCACACGCCGGCUGAUGAUGGGACAUAUGCCGGACGGGCGCCUGAUAGGGCUGCGGGCCUACGACCUCAGCGAGACAAAGAAAAACAGAUGGCCAAAUUCGUGCUCCCAGCACAUGCAGUCAUUUACGAACCGGAAGAUAUGCAACAGCUCGUUGCAGAACGACACUAUGAUAUUAGUGCCAAAGCCUGCUUUCACAUUUUGUUCGGAGACAAGUCAUUCAUCUUCCCCAAGUUGUACUUUGAGCGACGAGCCAAGGAAAUCUCUCAGGGACCUUGGCAACUGGCGGAGAAUGGGAAGAUGCAACGGCAAUUCAGGUUCAAGGUAGAUUACAGAGAUGUGCUUGGGCGACGCAAGCCGGCCGACGUCGAGGACACGCAGACGGUCGAGGUGUUCAGUGAUCACAUUACAUACGUGGUUAAGCAUGUCAAGACGCCGUGGCACUUGCCGCAUUCGCAGGCAUUCAAGCUCGUCACUAAGACAGUAAUCACUCACCUGGCCAAAUCCAAGUGCAAGCUUGCCAUAUACACAAAGGUCGACUGGUCCAAGCCGCCGACCUUUUCGAAACGCCUUGUACAGCGGCAGGCGAUGGACGACGUCGAGCGUGACGCCGAGGAGCUUGCCGAGGUCGCAACCGACCAGGUGAGGAGGCUGGGCCCGCACAGCCGGACAAAACGAGCCAUCCAGGUCUACGGUCACAUCGGACAUCAGACGCAGGUGGUGAUAUUCACGCCUGGUGAGAACAAUGCGGCCAAGAAACCGCAGAUCAAGCCACGCACGCUGACGCACAUGGUCUGGGAGACGCUGCGGUCCUUUGCCGAGAGUGUCGCUUCCAGCCUGAUGAUGUGGACAUUCGCCAUAUUGAGGAGGUUGUUCAACAUCUUCUCGGCCAACCGCAUUAUUCUCGCCGUGCUGGCGGUUAGCGUCGUGACAAACCUGAUGUUCACGUCGAUCGAGACUUCGACAUGGUGGGCAGAACGGAAUGCGGCCAAGUUCAUGCAGCGUCUCGGGAUUGGGCCUAACGUCAUGAUGAGCAAGGCCAUAUACGUCUAUGAUCUCGACCAGGCGACAGAAAGCUCUUUUAUAGCAGGUGUGACAAAGAAUCCGCCCAACAGCAAAUGUUAUAGUACGUUCCGCGACAUUCUAAACUCGACAGACAUGGACGCACCAUACCAAGACGCCGGCGCAAACAUGUCGUCCCGGUCGAGCAAGCUAGCCGCGCGGCGCAUCAGGCGCACGAGGCAGCGGCUUGGCUCGUACAGACACGACCUGGUCGUAGCGAUGCGUGUCGUCAACAGCAUAGAGCGCGAGAUGAUACAGUCCGAGUGGGAGAAUUGGCUGAUGGACGAGAACAUGCGAUGCGAGCAGGUCAGGGUCAUGCUCAACGACGAAAGCAAGGACAGGACGCCAUACAGAGAGGACUCGCAGCACAGAAUGACGCGCCCCAUCGACGAGCACCGGGUGCAGUCGCUCCGUGAAUGGCAUGAGGAGUACUGUGGGAGCUGUCGUGCUGAUCACGAGGCCAUUUUUGUUGAGCAAAAAAGUCCAGUCACUCUGACGUAAAUGGUUUGAUGGCAUUGAUACCUCUACGUAUUCGCGAGGACGGUUUUGUGUUUUGGUGGAACGGUGGAAGUCAUGAGCAGCUUUAUUGUUAUAAUACCAGUACAUUUAAUUUCAUAUUUGAAAUGCAGACUCGAAACGAGUCUUAUGCAAACGCUAUUCCAAUUUCUAUCCCAACAUGUUCGC
This is a messenger RNA of Pyricularia oryzae 70-15, 5213 nucleotides long. RefSeq lists its product as uncharacterized. Lineage: Eukaryota; Fungi; Ascomycota; Sordariomycetes; Magnaporthales; Pyriculariaceae. Gene Ontology annotation, molecular function: protein binding. The transcript has 3 exons. Gene Ontology annotation, cellular component: cytoplasm; plasma membrane; endoplasmic reticulum. The record is from RefSeq and is a predicted model, not a curated record. The coding region runs from base 837 to 5030 and encodes 1397 amino acids.